CUAAAAAAAAAGCAAAAAAAUAUAGCCGGGUUCCCUGUGGCAUAGUCUGGGUAAUCGAGACUCUUGGUAAACAGGAUAACAGAGGACGGUAACAGAUCAUCCAGCAAGCAAUGGAAAUUUUAGCUCAUGAACGAACUGAGCGCUACAUCCAAAAUGAAAAUGAAUUUUCAAAGAGUGCCAAUUUCAACCAGAUAAAACCAUUUUUCGACGGAGACUCGCUCAGUGAACGAAUGAACAAAAUCAGAGAGGGGAUUAUAUACAUCCGAGAAUAUUGGAAUCACUACGACGAAUUCACAAAUGCUGUUCAGAACUAUAUCACCCAAAAUGUGGAAGACACAGAGGCAAAGGUAAUGAUGGAAGAGGUUCUGAAGUCAAAAAAAGAUUGGGCCAAAUCCAGGGAGGAUGUUGACAGUGGAUUCAAGGCAAUACGAUUAUACACUUCUGUGAAGGGAUAUAACGAAAUAUUUUCUCUCGUUAAUCGUGUAUUCAGGGAUGACGCUUCCACGACUCAACAGGAACUGAUCAUAAUUGCAGUGUUUGUGAUCGAACUCAUCAAUAUCGAUCUGUUUAACUACUGUUUAAGUCAUGACAGAUUCAAUAAUUUCACGGGAGUCGUGUACCGAGGCAUGGCUCUAAAGGAGUCAGACUAUGGAGCCUUUAAAGCUUUGCGAAAUAAAGAAAUUUCCGGACGAUACAUCGCGAUUCCACUCUGUCUCAUGUCUACCAGUACUAGUUUGAAAAUAGCAAACAGCUUUAUCAAGAGAAUAAUGCGAGGACGUGUUGAUCACAAGCCACUACUGAUGAAAAUCCACGUGAUAGAGCUGGAGAAAGAAUAUUUGGAGCACUACAGGAGGCGAUUUCCCACAAGCGUCGUAAGCACGAUAUGCGCAGUAGAUAUCAAAGAUCUGUCGCUAAUGUCUCACGAGAAGGAAGUGAUACUUCGAGGGCCAUUUUUUCAGGUUCUCGAUUUUUACGAUGGUGAAGUUAUUGAAAACCAGACGUGCAAAGUUUUAGAGAUGGUCAUGCUGAAUACAAAUCGUGACCAUAUAAGUACCAUGCAACUGGGACAAGACAGCGCACUUGCUCGACAGCUCUUUGGYAACAUGGUGGCAGCAACAAGAUGCAAGUUUGCCAUAAAAUACUACGAGGAUAAAGGGCUGCAUAGAGAUGUAGAAGAAUACAAGAAACUACUGACAGAAAAGUUGGACAAAUUGAAAGAACUCAUGAAAAAUUAAAAAUUAAAUGCAUGGGCAUCUUGAUUAUCCUUUACAUUCAAACAGCUGUUGUUUUAUAUAAGGAAAUAUGUUUUAAAAACUUUUUAUAUUCGCCUUCUUUAUUUUAAAGUAGUGAAAGCGGAAAAUCGGACACAUGUAUAAUUUUUGAUAAAUAAUAUCUCUACUGUAUAGGAUUUCCUGUGUCAGUGUCGGAUCCAGGAUAUUUCAAAGCGGGGUUCCGUUUCUUAAACUGUGUAUAAGUUUUUAUUUUAUGUUAAAAUAAACACCCUCUGAGUAUUCUA
Actinia tenebrosa (Australian red waratah sea anemone) is the source of this 1516-nucleotide messenger RNA. RefSeq lists its product as uncharacterized. The record is from RefSeq and is a predicted model, not a curated record. NCBI's taxonomy places the organism in Eukaryota, Metazoa, Cnidaria, Anthozoa, Actiniaria, Actiniidae.